Messenger RNA from Neoarthrinium moseri, 1674 nucleotides. RefSeq lists its product as uncharacterized. The transcript has a single exon. Lineage: Eukaryota; Fungi; Ascomycota; Sordariomycetes; Amphisphaeriales; Apiosporaceae. The record is from RefSeq and is a predicted model, not a curated record. Gene Ontology annotation, biological process: secondary metabolic process. Bases 1 to 1674 code for a protein of 557 amino acids. Gene Ontology annotation, molecular function: CoA-ligase activity.
AUGAGAACCUAUCGCUCCGAGACUAUUCCUAUUCCACGGAACCAAAAUCUUACUGAACUUCUCCACGCAUCUAUUGACCCGAGCCUCCCAGACUCGCAUUUGGUAGCCAAAGAUAGUCUCACCAAUCGGAGUGUAACCAUUGGUGAAUUGCGAAUUCGCGUGGGAAGAAUUGCGAAAGGACUGGAAUCAUGCUUGAACCCACCAGAUCAGGCAAGAUGGGCCUUGAUCCUCCCUAAUAGCGUCGAGUAUCUGGAGAUUUUUCACUCCAUUCUUUGGACUGGCGGCGUGGUGUGCCCCAUCAACCACGCGUUGAAAUCAUCGGAAAUAGGCCAUGGUCUUGCAGUUUCACGCCCAUUGUAUGUCAUCGCCUACGGGAAGGCAAUCACUAUCGUCAAGCAGGCUAUAUCUCUAGCACAGGUGGAGCUCAAGGGCAUUGGAGUCAGUUGGGCAAAUCCCACGGUAUUCUCAGUGAUAUCUAGCGUUCCGGGCUUGAAGCACAUUCCGACAGAUUUUUGGGCAGAGAGCAGUCUUUCAAUCCCUCACUGGGAAGAUACCUCAACACGCCUCGCGUCUAUACACUUGAGUUCCGGGACUACUGGCAAGCCAAAAGGGGUGGAGCUGACACAUUACAAUUUUGUGUCUAACUGCUACCAGCUCAUUCACCAUGGUAGAGAUCAAUUCAACGCCAAGUCGACGACAGUAGCAUUCACCCCCUGGGCUCACAUAGCCAUGACCACGAUGCCUCUGUUUCUAGGUCCGUUCACAGGGAUGCUCCAUCAUGCUAUGCCUUCUUACAGCACGGAAGAUUUCGCGCGUCUAGUCGAGUCAAACAGAGCGACAAGUUUCCAAGGUGUCCCAAGCGUUGUUCUCACUCUGGCAAAUACGGAUGUGACGUCACGGUAUGACUUUUCCCAUGCAAGGAUGAUCAAUGUCGGAGGCGCACCGCUUAGGAAAGCGCUCAUCGAAAAACUGACAAAGAGAGCUCCAUGGCGUCUAAUUCAAGUGUACGGCAUGACAGAGGCCUCAGGUUAUGUUGCGUAUCAGAAAUUCAGCGAAAUCCUUCCGGACGGCGUUAUAGGACAUCUGUUACCUAAUAUCGAGGCUUGCUUAAAAAAAGAAGGUACCUCCGAUGAUGCAGAGGAAGGAGGCCCUGGAGAGCUCUGGCUUAGGGGUCCGAAUAUCACAAGAGGAUAUGCCUUCAAUUCAAAUGCUACCGAAAACGCAUUUCCCAUAGAGGGCUGGUAUAACACGGGCGACGUCUGUAUCAUUGAUAAAGAGGGGAGGAUAAGUGUGGUUGGAAGAAGCAAGGAGUUGAUCAAAUAUCAAGGCUUCCAAGUUUCCCCUGCAGAGCUAGAAGCCUUUCUAAACGCGCAUCCCAAUGUAGUUGAAGGCGGAGUAGGUGCUACGUGGGACGAGAGUCGACUAACUGAACUCCCAACAGCUUGGGUGGUAUUGAAGGAUAAGUUCAAGUCGGAUCAGGAGAUACUUCGCGCUUUGAAAGAAGUUCAUGUCACAAUAGAUGGUCAAGUUACCGGUUACAAGAAGUUGCGAGGUGGCGUAUGGCACAUACCUGCUCUGCCGAAGAACCCGACAGGCAAGAUUUUGAGAAAACAGAUGGUUCUCAUGAGAGGCGGACUGUGUUCGAUAAAAACUGACUUACGACCGAGACUAUAG